Messenger RNA from Coffea eugenioides, 548 nucleotides. RefSeq names its product auxin-responsive protein SAUR23-like. The transcript has a single exon. The record is from RefSeq and is a predicted model, not a curated record. Bases 65 to 382 code for a protein of 105 amino acids. NCBI's taxonomy places the organism in Eukaryota, Viridiplantae, Streptophyta, Magnoliopsida, Gentianales, Rubiaceae. Gene Ontology annotation, biological process: response to auxin.
UUUUUCUUUGUCCAGUAAAUCUUCUUUUUCCUUAUCUUAUACAAGAAAUAAUCCAGCCUGAAGAAUGGCCAUCCGUCUUCCUCGAAUUGUUCAAGCUAAGCAACUUUUUAGGCAGUAUUCAUUCACAAAAUGUAAUGCUGCUGCCAGUGCCACAGCUUGCCUAGAUGUCCCAAAGGGAUAUUUUGCUGUAUAUGUUGGAGAAAAUGAAAGGAAACGAUUUGUGAUUCCCAUUGCUUACCUGAACGAGCCCUCAUUCCAAGACCUGUUGAAUCGAGCUGAGGAAGAAUUUGGGUUUGACCAUCCUAUAGGAGGUCUGACAAUCCCCUGCAGAGAAGACACUUUCAUUGAUAUCACUGCUCGCUUGACUAGGAGCAUGAGUUAGCCAAGCCAGACGUAGAACUUCGGCACUGCUUAAGCUAGCAAAUUUAGGCACAUUUUUGUAGCUUGAUGCAAGCCAAUUUUUGUUGUACAGCCUUUUUUUCAAUCUUCGCAAUAGAAGAUUGUGGACAACACAAUACCAUCUCAACAGUCAGAAAACUAUUUGCUCA